Messenger RNA from Heterobasidion irregulare TC 32-1, 1637 nucleotides. RefSeq lists its product as uncharacterized. NCBI's taxonomy places the organism in Eukaryota, Fungi, Basidiomycota, Agaricomycetes, Russulales, Bondarzewiaceae. Gene Ontology annotation, molecular function: nucleosome binding; histone binding. The record is from RefSeq and is a predicted model, not a curated record. The transcript has a single exon. The coding region runs from base 268 to 1569 and encodes 433 amino acids.
AACUCAACAUCUAUCCUUGUUGACAACAUCCUUCGCCUCGCGACAAACAGUCCAUGUCCAUCAACAGCUAACUCACAAACACGCGCCACUUGGUCUCAGAACCAAUCAUCCUUCCACUCUGCCCUCCAAACCAUCACUGAUCGAUCACCUGCAUCGUCGCAGGCUACAUCGACGAAAAGAAAACGCACUCCGUCUCCCCCUCCAGCGUCUAAGAAGCCUAGAUUACCAGACGUGUUGCGCCCAGAUGCCGCCUCCGGUCUCAGUCCUAUGGAGGACUGUCCGCUGUGCACCCUGCACGCGAUUUCGGUGAUAUCACCUGUACGGAAGAAAGUUGACAUCACCUUGGGUGCAUGCACGCUUCGCCUUACGCAUCCCAUCACAGGAGCGGUUGAAGCAUCUUUCCCUGUGGCUUCACUUGCUCGCGCGUUCGUUCUCCCCACGCGUGGUAAAGUCAAACCUCACUGGACGGUCGUUCUUAUGUCUCACGACAACCCUCCACGUCCUACCCGUUCAAAAUCUAAUACCUCUCCCGACCACUUCCAAUGUAUUUUUGGUCUCGACGCGACAUGCACUUCGGCCAUGACGGUCACUAGAUACGAAGGCCCUGCCGAUAACGCUGAGAUAUGCAAAGACCCUUAUCCGCCGAAGUCGUUGACUCGCGGGGCCAUCGACGCUUUAUUGAACUGUCUCCCCACAUCGUGCCCAGUUUUUGAGCCGAAUCCUGACACAUUCCGCUCCAACUCAAAAGAGCAAGGGAUUGCAGCGUACCGAGGCGCGAAGGAAGGCACGCUAUGGUUUUUGAAACAGGGCCUGCUAGGGGAAAGCAAGCCCUGUGAGUUUUGGGCCCUCGACGACCUGAAAGGAGGAGAAGCGCAGGGAGGAGAAGCAGUGCGGCUGCUGAGCGCUACAGGCCGGACAUGCUCCGUUUUCGUUACUCGAAAAGCUGCGAAAGAAGGGAAGGAGAAGGGCGUGGACUCAGAGCAAGAUGAAGAAGAGGGUGACGAGACAGAAUUUGGCAUGGUCGAUGGGCGCGAGCAGGACAACAUACGCGAGUGGGUGCGGAAGCACCGUCAUCUGUUUGGUGGACACACACAGGGAGGAAAGGAUAAGGGCAGCACAAACGGGGCUCCCAGUUCCAUUAAUGCACAGGGGAAAGGGGCAGAUGAAGAGGAAGGCGAUGACGUGCUUCGAGACUCGGACGAUGAAGAUUCCGAUUUCGAGGUGUCGAGCAGCGAUGGUGGGUCACCGUCGAGCGAGAGUGGGGGCUCAGGCUCAGAUAAUGACGAGGGUAGUGGGGACGAGGGUGGUGAUGAGGAUGAGGGAGCAAGGAGUGAGAGUGGAUCUGCGCGCUCUGCCGAGGACGACGUCGGGUCGGACGACGAGGAAGAGAUGGACCCAAAGCAUCAUCCGCUCAUGCGUCCUGGCGCGAUGCCGCGAAUGUCUCGCACUGCUAUGGAUGUGGCCGUAGGCAUGGUCGUGAACGAUUUGAUUGGUGGUGGUGGCGGACGACCGAAGCGUACAGUCGAGGUAGACGUCGACGAAGAGGAGGAAGAUGAGUUAGAUGAGUAAAGUUGAGCUCACUUGUUGCCAUAUUGUAACGGGCAUGGAUAUUGGACAUGUCAACUUCCAUUGUUGCC